AUGACAAAUUUUAAAGAUGUCUUCUCGGCUAAGGCAAAAGAAAAUGAAGUUCUCGUCUCACAGAAUAAUGCUCUGUCAUUGGAAAAGAAUUCUUUAAUAAAAAGGGUCAAGAAAGUAGAAAGCUUAGUUGAAGCUACUAAACUGGCCCAAGAAAAAGUUGAAGCUGACCUUAAAGCGACCAUGGAGAAAACUGAGUUACUUGAGGUGAAGGUCAUCGACCUUCAACAGACAUGUGAUGACGUUGGUUAUGCCAAUUUCACUCGGUUCAAGAUUGUGUCUCCUAAAAGAUCCCACAUGGAUAUGGGACUUAAUUUCUAUCGUAUUCGUUUGGUGCCGCCCCACAUGAUUCUGGAUGGAGACAAAGUGGUUAUAUAA
This is a messenger RNA of Sphenostylis stenocarpa, 375 nucleotides long. Lineage: Eukaryota; Viridiplantae; Streptophyta; Magnoliopsida; Fabales; Fabaceae. The record is from the annotation of a GenBank genome assembly.